AUGUUUGGCAGCCUCUUGGACUUGCCCCCGCCGCUGCGGCGCCUCCUAUGGUGGGGCUUCCUGAUAACAUUGCCCUUCCACUUCGCUCCUUUCCUCAAUGGGUUGAUCGAAGGCGUCAUUUACUCCAAUUUCCUCACCGAGACCUACUUCGCAUCUCUAGACCACUUUUCGUUCAAUGUCCAGACCGCGCAAUGGGCUGACCCGUGGUCUGACCCGUCCUCAGUGAUCGGCCACGAGCCCUUCUACGUCGUCCAACUGCACGAUCCUCAACGCUGGUGGGAGAAACUCGGCCUCAAACGUUUCGACAUAGACAUCACUGACGACGUCGCCAUGGCCAACAUUCCCAUCGACUCAUUUGCCAGCCUCGAGGCGUUGUACCGCAGAGCACCGAAGCAGGAACAGGCCCAGCCGUGGCACCACUUUAUCUACGCUUCUCCCAGCGUGAUUCACAUAGAAGAUAUUUGGCUCGACAAGUGGGACCGUGCAUUCAAUGAGCUUCUGCAGUAUCAUUACGCCAACCCAACGCCGACCGGCGCGGGUUUCCACUACUUGUCCUGCUGGAGGAGCUUUCUUUGUGAUAUCUGGGCUACACGGGGACCGGCGCUGCUGCAUUUCACCACCGAGUCACCAGAUCCAUCCAAUAAGUUGGACGAACUAAACCAGAGGCAGCAGAUCCCAGGUUACCUCCCCGUAGUGGUCCGGAUCAUAGAGUUCCCAUUAACGGAGCCUGAUAAGCUUGGGUUGCCACCGAGCCAGUUCCCCAGCCAUUUCAACCAGUUGCGCAGCGUAACUUCACAGCCGCAAAUGUGGCAACUCUAUAAGCCGUUCAACAAAAUGGCCCAGGUUAUGAAACGCCUUGCCGACAGGUGCAGCAAAGCAGAGAAGAAAUACGCGCAGACGUAUGGGCGACUCUAUAAGUUGGAGAUUUGGAUUCAAAACAUGCUCGGCCUCGAGAGCUCGCCCUGGCCUGGGCUUGCACGCAUCCCCGCAAUCGCCCUAUCUUCUGGCGUAAGCCAGGUCCUGGGCCGAGCCUGGGAGUUUGUCGAGCCACAGGCCAGGGCACUGCACAAGCGGUAUUGGGACAAGAAGAAGAACCAAGAGCCUCUCGAGCGGCUAGACGAAAGAACGAAGUGGAAGCGGGAUGAUGAUGAAGAGACGAGGGGGAAGCGGGAUGGUGAUGAAGAGACGAGGUGGAAGCGGGCCGGAUGA
This is a messenger RNA of Chaetomium globosum CBS 148.51, 1209 nucleotides long. RefSeq lists its product as uncharacterized. The record is from RefSeq and is a predicted model, not a curated record. Bases 1 to 1209 code for a protein of 402 amino acids. NCBI's taxonomy places the organism in Eukaryota, Fungi, Ascomycota, Sordariomycetes, Sordariales, Chaetomiaceae. The transcript has a single exon.